AUGACAAAGCCACGAUUGGAUCAUUUUCAGUGUCCUUUUAUAAGGACUAAGUCAGUAGCUCAAUGUACCACCGUUGAGCAAAAUGGAUAGGUACCAUGCAAGAGCAAUGCUUUUGGUCUUGGCAUUUGCACUUCUAAGCAAAGGAUAUGCACAAGACUUAGGUGCUCUUGUUUCAGCCAUCAUAACCUUCAGUGAUUCUGCAGUAGAUGUUGCUAACCAUGACUAUCUCCCCAAGGCCAAUUACCCUCCUUAUGGAAAGGACUUCAUCAAUCAUAAACCUACUGGGAGGUUUUGCAAUGGGAAGUUAGGCACUGAUAUCACUGAUAGAUUCCCUUUUGCAACUGAAAAUCACGGAUUCAAGACUUAUGCUCCAGCAUAUCUAAGCCCGGAAGCAUCAGGGAAGAAUCUUCUAAUUGGGGCCAAUUUUGCUUCAGCUGCAUCUGGUUAUGAUGACAAAGCUGCCAUCAUAAAUGUGAGAAAUAGAAUUCCACCUUAUGCAUAUAUUCAUCUGACACUUCUUUCCCUUUUUGUCAAACAAUUUUAGUAUUUUGCAACAUGCUAUCCCAUUGUCAUAGCCAUUGGAGUAUUACAAGAAGUACCAGAAAAAGUGAGCAAAGUUAGCUGGAUGUAACAAAUCUGCAUCCAUUAU
Molecule: messenger RNA, 649 nt
Organism: Rubroshorea leprosula
Lineage: Eukaryota; Viridiplantae; Streptophyta; Magnoliopsida; Malvales; Dipterocarpaceae
Source: the annotation of a GenBank genome assembly